Molecule: messenger RNA, 4487 nt
Organism: Prunus persica (peach)
Lineage: Eukaryota; Viridiplantae; Streptophyta; Magnoliopsida; Rosales; Rosaceae
Product: pentatricopeptide repeat-containing protein At2g22410, mitochondrial
Exons: 6
Coding region: 933-2804 (623 amino acids)
Biological process (GO): RNA modification
Molecular function (GO): RNA binding; protein binding
Source: RefSeq, a predicted model, not a curated record
AAUAUAACAGCAAUAUAACAGCAACAUAACAAAAAUACGACUGCACAAUAACAUGAACACAACAGCAUCCACUACAUCAAACGGAAAAUCUCAAGUUUCCUGAUUCACAUAUCCAGAUCAAUCUAAAUACAAUUGGUCAAACCCAAAUGGAUGAGCAUGAAUAUUCAAAAAACCUAACCAAAAGCAAUAAAACCCAAAACCAAUUUAACAAAAUCCCAAGCAAUCAAACAAAUCCUAUUUCACAUAAUCCCACAGAUAUUAAGAAAAUAACCAUCAACCCUACCUUUUCAAGGUCGCAAUCCAGUAGAGCUUCAAGGUUGCAAGCACCUCUUCAGAAGACAUACCUAAAAGGGUUCGCGAUUCAAGAACGGCUCGUCGUCCACUUUAUCCACGCCCACGUGCAGUAAGUGAACACAGUGGAAGAGAGAGAGACCACCAUUUUCAUGCUUUCGAAGCUCACCUCAGCAGGCUCCGCUCCGCUCCGGUUAGGGUUUCCAAAUUGACUGGUUUCCUCCAUCCCAAAGUUCCUACCUCCAAGCAAUGAGUGCCUGCUAGGGCUUCCGAUCCAAACCCAGAACCCUCUCAAUUUCUCAGUACUAAAUCUAUGUUCUAUGGGUUCAACAUCUUCAGGUGGCACAGGUAUUGCUUCAUUGACCAGAGCUGUUUUUGGGCAUAUCACCAACUACUGUAACGAUUACUCAUGUAAAUCUCUAUGACACCAGAGGGCUAGUUAUGGACUGCUUUCAAACUGUUAGUCAUCUCAAAGGUUCUCUGUGCUGUCAGUGUCUGGCUAUCAAGUUUUCAAGAAGCAGUGGCAUUGCAGAUAGUCUAUGAGCAAAGUCAUGUUUCUUCCAUUCCAGAUCUAGCUAAACCACCUACUAGUGGACUCUUUGGUCGCAUACAAAAGUCAGUGUGCCCAUACCCACCCUGUUAUGAAGUCCUGGUUCCACUCUCUGUUCUCUGCUUACAGGCCCCAAGUCCUCCUCCAAUCUCUGAAACCAUUCUCAUCAAUGUCCACCACCAAAGCCAUAUGGAACUCCAAGACCAACGUAAUAAUCACCAACCCAACUCUGCUAAUCAUGGAGUCUUGCACCACCAUGCUCGAGUUGAAGCAAAUUCAAGCGCAAAUGACUUGCACUGGCCUCAUCACGCAUACAUUUCCACUCAGCAGGAUUUUAGCCUUCUGUGCUCUCGCCGAUGGUGGUGACAUUCAAUAUGCACAUCUUCUUUUUACACAAAUUGAAAAACCCAAUACUUAUAUGUGGAACACGAUGAUCAGAGGCUACUGUAAAGUUCAAAUUCCAACAAUUGGGUUUUCAUUCUUUGGCCAAAUGGUCCGUCAACACGUCGAAAUGGACGGCAGAAGUUUUAUUUUCGCGCUCAAGGCGUGCGAGCAGUUUACGAGAAUCCUGGAGGGGCAUUCAGUUCAUUGCCUGAUUUGGAAGUUGGGUUUUGAUUCUGAUUUGCUGGUACGAAAUGGGUUGGUGCAUUACUAUGCUGAAGGUGGGUUCCUAAGUCUUGCACGCAAGGUUUUUGAUGAAACUUUUGUUAGAGAUGUUGUGACUUGGACCACGAUGAUUGAUGGGUAUGCGACUCGUACUUGUUCAGAUGAGGCUAUGAAAUUGUUUGGCUCAAUGUUGGUGAGUGAUGUCGAGCCAAAUGAGGUUACUAUAAUUGCGGUGCUUUCUGCUUGUUCCGAUAAGGGAAAUGGUGGUGUGGGGAAGACCAUUCAUGAAUAUGUACAAAAGAAGAAUGUGAAUUGUAGCUUAAAUUUGCUUAAUGCUUUGUUGGAUAUGUAUGUGAAAUGUGGUUCCUUGACAGCGGCUAAAGAGACUUUUGACAACAUGAAAGUCAGGGAUGUGUUUUCAUGGACUAGUAUGGUUAAUGGCUAUGCUAAAUUGGGGGACUUAAACUCUGCAAGAAAGUUUUUCAAUGACAUGCCUGAAAGAAAUGUAGUAUCUUGGAAUGCCAUGAUUGCGGGUUAUACUCAGAAUAAUCGACCAGGUGAAGCGUUGAAAUUGUUUCAUGAGAUGGUGGAGACAGGUUUGGUUCCGACGGAGAACAGUUUAGUGUGUGUGCUCUCUGCUUGUGGUCAGUUGGGUUGCCUGGAUUUGGGUCAGUGGAUUCACCAGCACUAUCUCAAUCGAAGGUGUAUUCAACCCAGUGUAAUUUUGGGGAAUGCGUUGAUGGACAUGUAUGCCAAGUGUGGGAGCAUAAAUUCGGCUACAGAACUCUUUGGUGAAAUGCCAGAGAGAAAUUUGGUUUCUUGGAAUACCAUGAUUGCCGGAUAUGCAGGCGAUGCUAAGCAAGCGCUCACUAUUUUCAACCAAAUGAAAACUAUGGGAUUGAAGCCUGAUGAUAUCACAUUUGUGGCAGUGUUGUCUGCCUGCAGCCAUGGCGGAUUAGUUUCUCAGGGCAGAGAGCAUUUCAAAAGCAUGACUAGAGAUUAUGAUGUAGAGCCCAAAGAGGAACAUUAUGCAUGCAUGAUAGAUUUGCUUGGAAGAGUUGGGCAGCUAGAAGAAGCUUAUCAGCUGAUAAACAAAAUGCCAAUGGAAGCAGGAGUGUCUGCUUGGGGUGCCCUUCUUAAUGCAUGUAAGAUUCAUGGGAAUGUAGAGCUGGCUAAGCUUUCAGCUGAGAAGCUGUUAGAGUUGGAUCCAGAAGACAGUGGUAUUUAUGUACUGCUGGCAAAUUUAUAUGCUAAUAAGAAAAGAUGGGAUGAUGUAAGGAUUGUUAGAAGCUUGAUGAAAGAGAGGGGUGUGAGGAAGAAUCCUGGCCAUAGCUUGAUAGAGGUGGAGGCCAGGUAAAAAGCAGUUGGGGUCAGAGACUUCACCAAAAAAGAGAGGAAAACAACACCCCUGAAACAAAAAGUUGUGGCGUUACUGAGUUGUUUCUCGGUUCGAGCAGAGUCUUAUUCACUCUCAUGGUUGACAAACUGAAGGAAAUUGGACAAUUACAGAGUGAAAAAGAUUCUGAACCAGCAUGCAUACGGACGUACUCUUUGACUAACCUGUACUAUUGCCCAGGUGACUUUGUCUUUUUAAGACUAAACUGAUACACCCAUCCCACCCAAUGAAUAGCCCUGCACUGCACUCUCAUAAUCCCCCUUCAUCUUUUUUUUUUUUCUCUCCUUUUCUUUUUGGUACAAAAGGGGCCAAAUGCCAAACACAAAAAACCCCUGCUUCUUUUAUAUUUUGGUCGAAAACAACCCCUCUUAUUUUCUUUUUAAUAACCCCCCUUCACUUCACAUACCCCUGCACGUAGAAAAUAUAAAAGAACUAUGUACUAGAUGCGUUUUGAGGGGUAAAACUCAUUAUGUCAUCAUGAUUAGGUGUAGUCUUUUGUUAUCAAUGGAUUUCACUUCAUACUAUCAAGUUUAAUAGCUAUGUGUGUAAGGUAAAUUUAGCCCACCCCAAUUUGAAAUCCUGGGUCCGUCCUUGAUCAUGCUCUCUUUAUUUUUGUAUGGAUCAUUAAACAAAAUUGUAAAAUAGUAGAAUUGGUUUCUAAUGUUGUGUUUGUUUCAUGUUGGAUUAGAGGAGAAAUUGGUUGAUUAGUAGAUGAAAAAGGUACUUUGGAUUCAAAAGAGGUUAGCAGCCCCCUCCUUUUAUUGUAACGUCAUUUGAUUGCCUACAUUCCUUUUUCUGUGCAGGGAAUAUAAAAAAAUCUGUGGGCAUGCAGGUCACUAUAGAAGUCUAUAGAAGUCUUUUAUGUUUAUACUUAUGUUUAUUGCGUGUUAAAUUUUUUGUGCUUUUUGGUUGGUAUAACAAUAGGAAGUGGACUUUAGGAGAGCAAAUAUGGAGUGGGGAUGGUAGGAACAAUGGAAGCCAGUUCGUCACUUUCUUUCAAGAUUGCAAAUUGUCCUAACCAGUUCUCACUUUCCUCCCUGUUAUUACAGCUUUAGAUGCUUUGUUUUAAGUGGCAGGGAGCUCUCCAUUGACAUUCAUAUGGUUUGUGGCUUGGAGUAUAAUUCAAUUUGGUAACCCACUUAAUUGAAAUUAAUUUUGUUGGGAGUUUUCUGUUUGUUACCCCCAAGAUUGGUCGGUUUCCUUCAAUUCGGGUAUUUGUGUUUGUGUUUUCUGUUCGUCUCCAUAAGACGCACUAAACCAAACUGCUUUCUGUGCUUGAUAAUUCAUAAUACAUAUCUAUUUAUGUCAUUUUGUUUGGCUCCUUAAUAACAUAACUUUUAACUCUUAAAUCACUCUCUCUUAAAACAUGAUUUUUCUUUUGAUAGGGGAAAAAGAAAGGAUUGUGAUUGUAGAGGUUUUGGAGAAAUGAAGGCUUCGUGUGAGAGAGAAGAUUUUGGGGCACAGACAUAAAGAAGGGAAAAAAAAAAUAAGAACAGGAGGCGAGACAAGGAUUGAGUUAUAAAAAAAAAAAAAAAAAACAAAUGUGAGAUAGGAAGAAGGAAGAGAAGAAAGAGGACAUGAUGUUAAUUUUGCCGUUAGUUGGAUUAUGAGUUUUUUUAUAUAUAUUUUUAAAUUAGGAGUAAA